GCGGUGUUUGACCCUCCUGCGCCGCCGUACUCACUGAAGGCCUGAAAGAUGGCAGCGGUCGUGCUGGUCGGCCGUCCUGUGAGUGUCCUUUCCAGGAUUCCCAAUGCCUGCUCCCCUGUGGUGCUGGCUGCUGGGCCUGUUGCUGUUCAGCACAGGCAGAUCCACCAUGCUCUCAUUCCAAAAGGCAAAGGUGGUCGCUCCUCAGGCAGUGGAAUAGCAGCCACUGUGUUUGGGGCCACUGGAUUCCUGGGCCGAUAUGUGGUCAAUCGUCUUGGUCGAAUAGGCUCCCAGGUCGUGAUCCCUCACCGCUGUGACCAGUAUGAUCUCAUGUACCUCAGGCCUAUGGGUGAUCUUGGCCAGAUUCUCUUUAUGGAAUGGGAUCCAAGGGAUAAGGAAUCAAUCAAAAGAGCAAUAGCUAACUCCAACGUUGUCAUCAAUCUGGUGGGAAAAGAGUGGGAGACCAGCAAUUUUAAGUAUGAGGAUGUGUUCGUAACGAUCCCUCUGCAAAUCGCAAAGGCAUCACGUGAAGCUGGAGUCACAAAGUUUGUCCACAUGUCCCACCUCAAUGCCGAUAUCCGCAGCCCCUCAAAAUAUCUGAGAAAUAAGGCUGUUGGAGAGCAAGCUGUGAGGGAUGAGUUUCCAGAGGCAAUUAUCAUGAAGCCAUCCGAGAUGUUUGGAAGAGAAGAUCGUUUUUUCAAUCACUUUGCUAACAUGCGCUGGUUUGGCAAGGCUGUUCCACUUAUAGAAAUGGGCAAGAAAACAGUCAAACAACCAUGCCAUGUGGUGGAUGUGGCCAAGGCCAUUGUGAAUGCCAUCAAAGAUCCUGAUGCCAACGGCAAAACAUACGCGUUAGUUGGACCCAACCGGUACCUGCUGCAUGACCUGGUGGAGUAUGUGUAUGCUGUAGCCUUCAGACCCUUUGUAGCCUACCCAAUGCCUCGCCCUUUCUAUCAUCUUAUCGCCAGGUUCUUUGAAAUAAAUCCAUUUGAGCCCUGGACAACUCGCGACAAGGUCGACCGGUUCCACACCACCGACAUGAAGUAUCCAGGCCUGCCCGGCUUUGAGGAUCUGGGCAUCACACCCGCGUCUGUGGAGCAGAAGGCCAUCGAGAUCUUGCGUCGCCAUCGCCGCUCUAUCUAUCUGGAAGCUGAGCUUGAGGAGACCAGGCCUGCUAAAACUGUCAACUAUUGAGCAGGUCAUCAGAGUGUAGUCUCCUCCUCACAAGUUGUGAUGUCUUGUUUUACUAUUGACUCUGUACAUAAAUAAACUAAUUAAUAAAUAACUAAAGUCCAUCCUACA
Messenger RNA from Astyanax mexicanus (Mexican tetra), 1299 nucleotides. RefSeq names its product NADH:ubiquinone oxidoreductase subunit A9a (gene ndufa9a). Gene Ontology annotation, cellular component: mitochondrion. The transcript has 11 exons. NCBI's taxonomy places the organism in Eukaryota, Metazoa, Chordata, Actinopteri, Characiformes, Acestrorhamphidae. Bases 49 to 1191 code for a protein of 380 amino acids. Gene Ontology annotation, molecular function: protein-containing complex binding. The record is from RefSeq and is a predicted model, not a curated record.